UCUGCAUGACCACAAUGAAGGAAAUCUGGUGCAAAAUGUAAACUACAGCCAUCACAUCAAUUGGGGCAGUGAGAGCGACAGAAUGGAUCCCCAGCCAUGUUCUAUGAAGAAGGUUCUGCUGCAGGUAUGGCUCAGUCUCCUCACCAUGGCCAUGCUUGUCAUGGGCGCACAACUCGCCUUCAUCAUCGCUAAAGGCAACCAAGCGGCUUUGGCGGAACCACGCGGAGGCCCAACGCUGAGCAGCAUACAUCAUUACGAUCCAUCACGAGCUCCGUCCAUGUCCGUUGGGGAUUUUCCAGGUUUCUCUCAUUCAUACAUACAAAUCAUGAAAUCAUCCAACAGACAUCCUUGGGAGUCCAGCUCACCCAUGUGCGACCGAUGCACACUGGCACUGCGCAACGAUUCCAUCCUGUUUGGCCAGGACGGCGUCUACUUCCUGUAUGCCCACGUGACCUUCACAGAACAAUCCAUAAGAGGCGGGCGAGGCAAAAGUGUCAUUGUGACCAGAAACGCCACAUCCGGCAAAAGCGUCAGGAAGCUGGCCGAGGGCUCCUUCCCGGCCGCGACCCACGGCUCCGUGUGGGUAGCCAAGAUGGUGCGGCUCCAGGAGGGGGACAGCGUUAGUAUAAACAUUAGUGGAGACUUCCUGACUGAGGACACAUUUUGGGGUGCCUUUCAGAUCCAUUAA
This is a messenger RNA of Hippocampus comes (tiger tail seahorse), 688 nucleotides long. RefSeq names its product lymphotoxin alpha (TNF superfamily, member 1) (gene lta). The transcript has 4 exons. Gene Ontology annotation, molecular function: tumor necrosis factor receptor binding. The record is from RefSeq and is a predicted model, not a curated record. Gene Ontology annotation, cellular component: membrane. Gene Ontology annotation, biological process: immune response. Lineage: Eukaryota; Metazoa; Chordata; Actinopteri; Syngnathiformes; Syngnathidae. The coding region runs from base 83 to 688 and encodes 201 amino acids.